AUGGGGAAUGUCACCAGCAGUUGUGCUAACCCCAGCACUCACCACUGCUGCCGGUGGACGGCAGAGGAUGAUGCCGAGCUCUCCGUGGAGGGCCGUACCAGGAAAUCCAAGACCGAGGAGGAGCCCCGAUUGAACUUCGACACGAAUGUCAUCGGCCCGACUAAUGCUAACAUCAUCGGCGGCGCGGGCGCUUCGCCGCUUCAGGAGCUCAAGUUCCUGGAGGAGCGGUCCUUCAAGAAAGACUGGCAACGGGAGCCCACACCGGAGAGGACCUCGAAGGACACUCAGAACCGGAAGGCUCAGACAGCUGAGCUCAAAAAGGCCGCCAAGGCCCUGCAACCCAAGGCUGUGGCAAAGGGUGGCUUUCCCGUCAGCGCCAAGGCGAAGCCAAAGUCGGACGUCUCAAUGUCAUCGGUUUCAUCUUCCAGCGUCCUGCCGUUCAGCAGCAGUCCGGGCAAGUCACCGCUACCGCAAAAGGAAGAGAAGGUCGUCAGUCCCAAGACAGCUGAGGAUCGCGCCGUCCCUGCAAAGCUCAAGGCUGAGCUGCCCGAAGAGCCGCAGAAGCCCGUUGAAGGAACCGAGCAAAGCACAGCAGUUCCGGUCCCGGCGAGCCCCAACCCGUGCAAGAAGCUCAUCCCGAGCCUCUCCCCAGCCCUUUGGUCGCCCAUGCACCGGCGUUGGACAUGCCAGAAGGCCCUCCAGCCGGAGCCCGCGCAGACCGUGCAGCCGGCGCAGAGCGCGCAGAGCUUGCAGCCCGCAGCCACUGCUACCACGGUUGAUGAGACAGAGACCAUCACACAAGUGGAAGAGAAACCACAGCGCACUCCACCAGUGUUAAGCCUUUGCAGCCCACCUCCAGCACUCUGGUCCCCACUGCAUCGCAAGUGGUGCGGCGCUGUGCUGAAGAUGCAGCUUGCACAGGUUCCAACGCUGCUCGUGAAAAAGGCGCAGACCCCCAAGGCCUUGCUUUCUCUGGAGAGCGAGGCUCGCCUGGAGAAGGCGCAGCCGGAGCUGGAUGUGAAGACCUUAGAGGCCGAGCCUCUCUGCGUGGCCUUGAAGGCCCCGGCGACCCCAGCGGCCCCAGCCCCCGCUCGCAUCAGCUUCUCUUCUGCCCCGGCGCUCUACUCCAAGUGGCACGGCCGAUGGACAGGGUGCUUGCCCGAGCCUGCCAAGCUUGGGGCCUAG
Molecule: messenger RNA, 1185 nt
Organism: Symbiodinium necroappetens
Lineage: Eukaryota; Dinophyceae; Suessiales; Symbiodiniaceae
Source: the annotation of a GenBank genome assembly